AUGGCCGCCGCGUCCUUCAAUUACAGACCCAAUAAAGAUGACACAUUUCUCUGUAACUCUAUGAUCAGAGCCCACACGGAUAUGCGCCAAUUCGCUGAGUCUUUCACUCUCUAUAGAAAUCUUAGGAAGGACAUGGGUUUCAAGCCCGAUGGAUACACAUUCACAGCUUUGGCAAAGUCGUGUGGUUUAGAUGUGGCCAUCUGGGAAGGGCAAGAACUUCAUUGUCAUGUUAUUAAAGUUGGGUUGUGCUUAGAUUUGUAUGUGUCGACUUCAUUGGUUGAUAUGUAUGCAAAGUUUGGGAGGAUGAGUUGUGCAAGUAAGUUGUUCGAUGAAAUGACGGAGACAAGUCGAGUAUCGUGGACAGCUCUCAUUUGUGGGUAUGCAAGGUUAGGAGAUAUGGGUAAUGCAAGGAGGCUUUUUGAUGAAAUUCCUGAGAAGGACUUGGCUGCAUUUAAUGCUAUGAUUGAUGGUUAUGUCAAAUUGGGAGAUAUGGGCCCUGCUCGAAGUUUAUUUGAUGAAAUGACGGAUAGGAAUGUGGUAUCUUGGACCAGUAUGAUGUAUGGUUACUGCCAUCAUGUCAAAACAAACAGCCCCAUGAAGCCUUGA
Prunus armeniaca (apricot) is the source of this 606-nucleotide messenger RNA. Lineage: Eukaryota; Viridiplantae; Streptophyta; Magnoliopsida; Rosales; Rosaceae. The record is from the annotation of a GenBank genome assembly.